This is a messenger RNA of Aedes albopictus (Asian tiger mosquito), 8601 nucleotides long. It is a transcript of the gene sif, whose product is annotated as protein still life, isoform SIF type 1. The transcript is spliced from 19 exons. Gene Ontology annotation, biological process: activation of GTPase activity; small GTPase-mediated signal transduction; positive regulation of axonogenesis. Gene Ontology annotation, cellular component: membrane; synapse. The record is from RefSeq and is a predicted model, not a curated record. The coding region runs from base 2627 to 8422 and encodes 1931 amino acids. Lineage: Eukaryota; Metazoa; Arthropoda; Insecta; Diptera; Culicidae. Gene Ontology annotation, molecular function: protein binding; guanyl-nucleotide exchange factor activity.
CUCUCGCUCAGGACCACCGCACCAUACCAAUUGAUUGUCGCUCACCAGAGCACACCGAAAUCCAGCUGGUUCCCGCAAGACGGAGAUUUCGCAAAAGAGCAACGGAUCCUUCUCGUACUCUUGCGGAAGCGAUUCUCCCGUCGUCGUCCUCCCGAAUCCGAGAAGAGCGUAAGAGCGCAGAGUGGCAAAAUUUUCCUCCGAAUAUGGGCGUCAUGUCAUCUCGUCAUGUAUUCGUCGCUGUACACGGGCGCUUUCUCCAAAAAUCCAUCUACUUUUUCCCGAAAGUUUUAGUUUAAUAGUGGAUCCUGCUGCAGUAACUAUUGUGUGUGGCCAUCGGACGUCUCGGGGCGUGUUAGGAAGAAGUGCUUCGGGGGUUGUGCACAGGGCCCAAAAAAAAAAAAUAGAAGAAGCAAGUUCCCUUAAUCAAGCACUCCUCGGCAGAGCAUACUGCUCGGUACGUACCUACGGAUAGUGGGCUGGAAAAGUCUACUGGCAGCGCCCCCGGGGAAGUGUUUGUACGGAUACGGAAUCGGUCGCGCGAGUCGUGUUUCGGGCUGUGCAAGAAGCGCCAAGAACGGGUACGGUAAUCGCGAACGUCAUCACUCGUCACUGCGGGAGACUUGCGGAUGGAAGGAACUGACCCUGGUGUUGGCUUUAUAGAUUUUCUUUGGCCCCCGUGUUGUUGAACGUGUGUGAAUCUUUCGUUUGGAUCGGGAUACGCGGUUGGAAGACGAGACUGGAUUAACCAGGCGAGCUUGUGCGAGGUGCUUCAAAAUUCAUACACAGAAAUCUACGUUAUAGAGGACCGUAAAAGUAAAACUAGCAAGACACUAAAAUAUAUGUAUAGUAAAACACUCACUCACUGCCUGGCGCCUAGCGAAGGAUAAUACUCUACUUAUAUAGCAAACAACACAGUCAGUGUGACGAAAGCAGUCGACGACAACGAGGACGACGACAAAAAAUACGUACACAAAGGAUCUGAAGCGCCCAGAUUUCGCAACCGCCAACGUGGGGAGGUACGAGGAUCGAACUAUUUUCGCCGUCCUGCCCGUAAACGAAAACAAGCUGUUUGCCAGCAGCAGUACUACCAGCAGUAGCAUGGCCAAGGGAGCUUUUAUGUAAUUGUUGAAAACACCAAUUUUCUCCUGCUGUGGUGCAGUGCAAGAAAGCCCCAGCAUUCCAGGACCACAUUUUCGAGAGCAUCUGUGUUCGGAUCGGAAUCUGUUGACGCCACCAGUAGAAAAUCGGGAAUAUUUGCGGAUAUCUCUGCUGUCCUGUCCUGGUGCCACACCACAUAAACCUCAGCCAUUCAAAGUUGAAGUGAACUGGGAGGAGGGAAAGUGCAACAGCAAAUCAGCAAGAAGAGUAAAUAGAGGGCCAGUGCAGGACUUGGAGAUGACGCUGGCAGCUGCAAUAGAACCAAUCCAACAGCGAUGAUUACGAUGAUCCGAGUGACGACAAUGACGAUAGAGUUACGUGUGAAAAUAGGAUCUGCAACGAGUGCGACGAAUAUGUGCACAUCUCUGUGUGAUUUGCAAAAAUAGAUGUGAAUAGAUAAUUGUUAAUGUAAAUUCAAAGCGUUUAGUGUACGUUGGGAUUGUUUUUCUUUGGAUUUCAAUUUUGUUCCACCUAUUGGGAAGGACGGGUUUAGUGCGAUGAGUUGAGAUGCUUCCUGGAAUUCAGUACUCCAGAAGAUAGUAGAAGAGAAAGUUUUAUUCCCUCGGAAAGCAAAACGACAAAGUCAAGGAUAACCCUCUGCAUCCAAAGAGUAAAGAAAAGUCAGAAAAAGUGUGUGAUGAGCUGUGAAAUAGGGUGGCAUGAAUAGCUGGCAAGUGAUAUUAUACAACACUCAUCCGUUACUUCGUGACAGGCCUAGAAGUAGUUCGGAACGUUCGUUUGUGGGCUGUAACAGCCUUCUCAGUGUUUGUGGUGCUAGUGAUUACAUAAACAGCAGUUGCCUGGAGAAGAACCUCCGCCGAAGACACCAUCGAGGACGUCGACGACUACGGCUGGUCAACGGUAGAACAACGAUUCACCUCAACCAGUUACCUGCGGCGUCCCCCAGCAGACAGCGCUCAUUCUGGCAGCGUUACAGCAAUCUCAGAGCCAGCAAAAAUCACAUCCGGAGCAGGAUAAAUCGUGUAACGGAAGUGCCUACAAACCAGCAAACGCCAGCAACGGUUCUGCAGCCCUCGUCGAAGCCAGCGAAGGAGGCAGCCACAGCAGUGAGAACAAGAAUACCCUUCUACUACAUUGCUGCUGUGUGAUCGUACAAAUUACCCCAGUAGCCCCAGGGCGCAGCCACGUGACGACGACGGCUUCGUCCGCCAAAAAGCCCAGCUCAGGCGGUGACGAUGGCGGAAGUGGAGGGCUAGCCACUGGUGCUAGUGGUCGCACUCCUGUCUGUCGCUGUAACACACAAUACAAACUAUCGGAUCUGAAAGCUCUGCAACAGCUACAACUACAGCAGCAACAGCAGCAGCAGCAGCAACAUCAACAGCAACAACAGGGUGCCAGCGCUAACACCAAUGUCUGCUCCUCUACCCCCGCUGUCAGUGGAACCACCCCCGGCAGCAGCACAGCUGCCGGAGGGCACCAUCAUCACCACCCGUCAAGCACAGCAGCCAUGUCGCAGCACUCUCAUGUCGGCAGUGCCGCGCAGAAACAGAGCCAAGAGUUAACGAACGAGGAACUGAUCAAGUACCUUCAACAAAUCAACGCCGACAUCAAAUGGAUCGAGCAGCUAAAACAAUACAAAUACGAAAUCGAAAAACUUUCCCAUACUGAUAAGACUGAUGCCCGAAACAUCAAACAGCAGCAACAACAUCAACAACAGCAACAACAACUUAUUAAUGGUCACAUUGUUGGACCACCUUCAAAACCCAAACCGGACUUCUCUGCUCCCCCUUCUGCUCCACACCAACAGACCGGAGCCAUAUCCAAGGGCGAAUGCUUCGACCGGAGUCUCAAGCAACGGCACUCGUCUCGCUCGGUCGAUGAACGUACCGCUCGCCGAGAAGACGAAGACUUCGCCAAAGACACCGGCCAUCAAAGGCAUUCUUCCGGGCCCAGUGAUCUCCAACUUCUUAAAACAGACAUUUCUGAAUGGCUUCUCAACCUGCCCCUGAAACGGAGCGUCGAAUUCCUGCAGAAAGCCAAGUCCGCUCAGCAAAAGUUCGAAAAAGAGCAGCAAGAACAGGCAGCCCUUCAGUUCGCCAAGAAACCACUCCAAAGACAAAGCUCCGGAGGUACUUCGGAACGCACUAUCCACCGCCAGCAUUCCGCCGGAACUGGUGAAAUUUCCCUUAGUCGUAACGACAUCCUAGAAUGGCUCAAGAAACAACAAAUAUUCAGCAAAGUUAACGAGGAGACCGGUGCUCCUAAAAAGUUCAAAGAAAAAGAGGAGAUCCCUCUACAGCACUUUGAUCCACCGAAGUCCACGCAGCAGAAGCAAAGCAGUACCAAGCUGCAGAAGCGACACUCACUGGGGCCUAACGAAGAGUUCUUCCACAAAAGUACCACCGACUGGAUUCAGUAUCCAUUGAAGCAGCUCAAGAAACACACCUUCGAUGCAGCGCCACAAAGCAGUUGUACCGACAUACGCCGCAAGGACCGAGAUCGCAGCGAACACUCACACCAUCGAGAGCGAAAACUGCGUCACUCUGCAAGCGAGGUUGUGACCUCAUCGCAUCUCGAUCAUCCUCCGACUCGGGCAGCUCCCCAAAAACCAGAGCGAACCUUCCGUUACCAGACCAAAGAGCGCAGUGAACCACACCCCCAAUUCUUCCCCGCUCAACAACCACAACAUCCAACCCAGCAACCGUCAACCUCCGCUGCCAUCCCCUCCACCACUGCUCCCAAACACUCACGCCGUGAACGCUCUCGACGGCACAAAACCCAGCGCUCGGCCACCGUCAGCGACAUCAACCACAUCAACAAGCACCCCCCUCAACAACAUCCCUCCUACCCGGCCUCAAGAUCCACCGAGCGCAGCCACUCCCCGCCCAAAUGCACCGACCCCUUCUGUUCGGCCCAAUCCCUCUGCAACGACCCCAACUGCUACAUGUACGACUACUACGACACCCCUCGGUGCGCCUCACUCCCGCGAGUCAAAACCACAACCCCUCCUGCGACCACCAAGUGCGGCCCUCUCUGCUACGAGUGCAACAACAAGUGCAACUCCCUCCCUCGCUGCACCGACGCCCGCUGCACGGCCUUCGCCGAACAGGCCCACUCAACGCAAAAGAUCAAAAGCAAUUCACUGCCACGUAACGCCGAAAUGGCCCAGAAGCGGUUGUCCCGGGAGGAGUCACGCAGCUCACUGCCCCGCUCUCGCCCGAAAAAACGAUCCUCCUCGUGCGGCAACGGCAAACUCACCAAAUCGGUGUCGGCCGCGUCGCUCAACUCCCGGAGGCGCCGUAACCGGUCGGUCCACUUCAGCGAAACCAUGCUCCGGGAGGUUUGCCAGAACCGGAAGCUCAUACAACCGCUGCAGCAGCCUCCGUCCGGAGCGGCGCCGCUGCAGCCCAACAUCCAAAUGCUGUACAACUUUGUCGAGGGUGUGCUCAGUGCCUGGGUGGACGACGAAGACGAACACAACAAGUCCGGUCCGGACUCGGAACCGGAACGGGGGGCUGUGAUGAAACCGAUGCACCGCUGCAACCGGAUACGGUUCCAGACGAUCAAACGGGUGGUUAGCGAGGCGGCGGAGCUGAAGGGAUCAUCGAAGUUGGGGAAUUCGCGGUAUCGGCAUCGGCACUGGCGCGGAACGGCCAAGGAUUGUAACGAGCGGUUUUUGAGGAAGAUUUCCGACGAUGAUCGUAUGAGCUUGACGACGGCCGUGUCAGAUGAGGACGACGGUGAAAGUGUGAUGGCUUCACCGUACAAAGCGAAAGCCACUGGCACCGCCGCAGCAUCGUUCAACUGUACCGGAGCGGUUCGGAAAGCAGGAUUCCUUUCGGUCAAGAAAUGGCUCCUGCGCAAGAAGCACCAGAUCGAGCUGGCCCGCAAGCGCGGCUGGAAGGGCUACUGGGUCUGUCUGAAAGGUACCACCCUGUUGUUCUACCCGUGCGAUUCGCGCGAAGGCCGCUCGGUCGAGGCCGCCCCGAAGCACCUGAUCAUCGUCGAUGGGGCCAUCAUGCAGCCGAUACCGGAGCACCCGAAGCGGGACUACAUCUUCUGUCUGAGCACGGCCUUCGGCGAUGCGUACCUGUUCCAGGCGCCCUGCCAGGUCGAGCUGGAGAACUGGGUCAACAGUAUACAUAGUGCCUGUGCUGCAGCGUUUGCAAGACAUCGUGGUAAGACUGGUACAUUACACCUUCUUCAGGAGGAGAUUUUCCGUUUAGAAAAAGCAAUAGAAUCGGACCACAAACUGAAACAUAUGGCCGAUUUGCAGCAGAGCGUAGUCACCGAUACCGACACGCGUCACCAGAUUCAGCAGCAGAUUCUUCAGUGGGAAGAGAACCUUGAGCGAUUGCACUGCGAGCAGUUCCGUCUACGGUGCUACAUGGCAUCGCUGCAGAACGGAGAGCUUCCGAAUCCUAAGUCUCUCCUAACGCACGUAUCGCGUCCCACGAAGAAUACGCUGAACAAGCUGGGCGUCUUCACGGUGUCCUCGUUCCACGCGUUCAUCUGCGCUCGGUCGCCGUCACUGUUGAACAAUCUGCUCGCGGGACGUGGAGCCACCAAGCGACGUCCGCCGAUCCUGUCGCGAUCGAACAGUGGCUCCAGCCGGCGGUCGAUGCAGAUGAACACCCGUGACGAGCCGGAGAAAUCCUACAAGGUGGCCCUGCCGGAGAACACGUUCGCCACCGUGUACCUGCGCGAGGGUAUGUCGGUGGAGGAAUUCCUGGCCAGUGCCUGCCAGCGCAAGAAUCUCAACCCGAUGGAGCACUUUGUACGGGUCAAGAAGCGUCGCGAGAUGGAAGACCACAACUACUUUGUUCCUCAUCGAAAUGAUCUGAUCGAAACAUAUCUACACACUCACGAAAUGGUUGAAGUUUGCGCGAAGAUUUUGUACCAAGUAGAACUACAACGAACCACACUGGAGCAGAUGUGGGGCUUCUCGGUCGAGGCCGAACUGAUCGAGAAUGCCGACCGCCAGGAUGAGCUCUGCUGCUACGUUAGUCGCGUCGAGGACAAGAGCCUAGCCAUGCAGAACGGAGUCAUCAAGGGCGACGAAAUUAUUGUGAUAAAUGGCGCGAUCGUUUCGGAUCUGGACAUGAUGUACUUGGAAAGCGUGCUCCAGGAAGAACAAGCCUUAUGCAUGAUGAUGAGAUCAUCGAGGACAGAGCCACCAGAUCUUGUGGGAAUCAUGCGAUCAACCGACGAUAUUAUCGAAUCUCUGGUGUGCCCUCCACCACCCUCUGAUCCUCCCGUCAUCAGCGAGGAAAUGAUUUCCGGACUUAUCGUUCCUGCUCCUGGUUGGCGACGUUCGUGUAUUUCAGGUAAAGAAGUCUACUCGCCAGAGGUCGAAAGUUCUCCGGCUCCGUCAGCCAACGAUCCACACAUGGACCGCUCGAAGCAGUCAUCGCGUACCAACAGUUUCGAGAUCGAAAAUCUGCUCAAAUCGGCCGAACAGGUCACCGGCUUCUGUCGAUCGCCACAGGAAACCCGCAAGUCAAGCCCCACCGGCUCGGUUGCCUCGUCUGUAUCGAACGCCAUGCUCACACCGUCACGUCAACUGACCGAUGCCGAGAAGCUGCGUAAGGUCAUACUCGAGCUGGUUGAGACGGAGAAGUCCUACGUUAAGCAUUUGAACAACCUGCUCGAGUAUUACCUGGAACCCCUGAAACGCGAAACCUUCCUAUCGAAUGCCGAAAUCACCGCUCUAUUUGGAAACAUUCAGGAAAUCGUUACAUUCCAACGCCAGUUCUUGAGCAACCUAGAGGAAGCGCUUGAUCUAGAACCAGAUUUCCAUCAACUGGAGCAUCCUAGUCAAUUUAAGAAUGUCCUGUUUGCCAUUGGUUCAGCAUUCCUGUACUACGUCAACCACUUCAAGCUGUAUUCUUCCUUCUGCGCUAGCCACAGCAAAGCGCAGAAGGUUCUACAUCCAAAUGAAGGUAACCAAGCUCUACAGGAAUUCUUAGUCGCUCGCAAUCCAAAGCAACAGCACAGCAGUACCCUGGAGUCAUUCCUAAUCAAGCCCAUCCAGCGUAUCCUCAAGUACCCACUCCUACUACAGCAGCUUCGCAACCUGACCGACCCGAACGCCGCCGAGCAUCUGCACCUGGUCGAAGCGCUCAAGGGGAUGGAAAAGGUCGCCGAGCACAUCAACGAAAUGCAACGAAUCCACGAAGAGUACGGUGCCAUCUUCGAUCACCUGUUCCGGCAGCACCAGAAGUCCUGCAAACAACCGAUCGACCUUAGUCCGGGUGACCUGCUGUACUACGGUGGCGUCGAGUGGUUGAACAUCUCCGACUUUCUGGGAAAAAUCAAGAAGGGUCUCGAGCUGCACGCCAUGUGCUUCGUCUUCAAAUCGGCCGUCGUGUUCCUCUGCAAGGAGCGGCUGCGUCAGAAGAAAAAGCUCAUGGGAGUUUCCAGCAAAAAUGCCACCAACGAAGUGGAGAUCAUUCGCUACCAGGUGCUGAUUCCGGUGACCGAAGUGCAGGUUCGUGCUUCCUCCGCCAAGGAUAUGGAUUCGCACUUCCUCUGGGAGUUGAUCCACCUCAGAUCACAACUACAACGAAGAUCGGAAAAAGUCUACGUGCUUUCCAAUAGUACUGGCGAUUUCCGUAAUGCAUUCCUGAAAACGAUUCGACAGAUCAUCCGUGAGAGUGUCCGCAACAUGUCGAUUCCCUCGCUCAAGAGCAUGGGCGGUAGCAUGAACUCGAUGACUGGCGUUGGUAGUUCGUCCGGCAAUUCGCAGACUUUGGAGCGACCCAAGCAACAGCCGCAGAUAAUGCAAGGAUCGCAAACACUGGGUAAACCAAAGAAGUCGAAGAUCAACCAACGUCACUCGUCCGGAAACAUCGACUACGACAACACCACGUCCGGCAGUCAGGAGGCCGACGAUCCACCAGUGCCCCAGUACAGCGGACAGUUCCGCAUGCGCAGCAAAACCGUCGGAGACGUUGGAGAACAAGUGGCCGCCUGCAGACGUAAUAUGAGCGAGCGUGAGCCGGAGAAGGCAGAUCCCGGAACCAAAUCUGAAGGAGAAGACGAUUCGCAGCAAGGUUCAGUCAAGCCAAAAUCUUCGCUGGGCAAGACUCCGAAUCAUCUUACGCUGAGCACCACAUCGACCCUGUCCGUUAGCAGUACCGGCAGCCAGGCCCGUCUAAUCCAGUCAUCGCACCCGCCGGCCACAUACCAUCCGGUACUGAUGAAGGACCUAGGAUCCCCGGUGUGGAAGCCUAGAGACAUGAUUAGUUUAUGUGAUGCCCAGUCGACUUCGACCGCACGUAAAGAUGAUUCAAACAAGUAAACAUGCGCACCAUAUUAGGCGUGCAAGCAAGCAAACGGAAAAUGUAUGUAAACAAUAGAAGAAGUAAGCCAAACCAUAAGGCACAUUCGCAAAACCGCAGUAGGCAGAGGAAGGGUUUCGGGAUCUUUGGUGGGGUUGCCAUGGGAUCAUUGGGGAACUUUGCAAUCGAGGCCGAAAAA